AUGGCAUCCCGCAACACGCCCGAAACGUUCUUUGACGAGGUGAUGCUACGUGAUCUUGAGGAUCCCGGUGAGACGAGACUCGCAUCCCUCGACCAGGACGGCUCCGCAGCGGACCAGGUCCCUGCAUUGGCUGGUGGUGAAGAAGACGGCAAUGACGAUGACGAUGGCAUGGUGUUUGAGAUGGACGACCCCGAUCUUGACGUCCCUCUUCCGGACAUGAGUGGAAGUGCAGCAGCCAUCUUCAACGUCCACCGACGCUCUGUAUCCCACUCUGACUACCCAGCGGGGACAGCACCGCCAUCGGCUCUCCAAGCUCACAACCGGUCGCGAAGCGGCUUCUCUGGCGCUGCUGCAUCGUCCACCAUAGUCGCCCACCCCCACACGCCCAGUGUGCGUCCGCUUCUGCAGACGUCUUCCCCAUCGGCCCCAACAACAGGCGUGACGACACAGACUGCGGUGGCGUCCAUCUUGCCCUUCUCGCCGUCCCAGUCAGUGCUCCCUGUGACGGGUGGCCGCGACACAUUCAUGGGCUUCCAGCGCGACAGCCACGUCUUUGACACGCCCCCCUUUGCAUCGGCCGCGGCGCGCGCGCACGAGCUGCAGCAGGCGCAGUUCUAUGCCACGCAGCGCCCUUUAAGGGCAGCGGCAUCCAGCCAGGCAGCAGGUCCAGCGACUGGCGCGCCCGCCAGUGGCAGCCCCGGCUCCAUUUCGAUGCCCAUUCCCAUUCCCAUUCCGGCACCGCACGCGGCAUCGUCUCCCCAGCAGCAGCCGCAGCCGCACUAUGUGCCCGGCGAGCUCCAUCCGCACCAUCCACAGCACUCGCGCUACUACCAGGCAAACCAGUCGAGCCCUAUGGAGCUGGCCGCGAGGCACGCGCAGGGAACCAGCGCUGCCAUGGCAAGCCCCACGCGCUCAGAGCGCCGGUCGUCCCGCUCGACCACAACCAACGCGGCUGCUCUUCCACCCUUUGCCGACAGCGAGGCGCCGGCGUUCUGGUCGACCAACAUGGUGCUGUCCACGACGGAGACGGUCGGCAUCGACCCGGCCGAGCUGAUGAACCCGUGCGUGCCGCUGCCGCUGCCCACGCCGCUGCCUUUGACACCUCGCGCGGUGGUCGAUCACUCUCUGUCACAACACAAAGACAUUGUCGAGUCAUGUGCACCGUCCGAGCCCUCGUCUUCACAGACAUUGCAAGCCACUGGAUCUCCGGUCGACGAUCUGGACAGUCUCCUGGAAUGGGGUGAUGAGCAGGAGCAGGAGCAGAAAGAGCAAGAGGAGCAAGAGGAGCAAGAGGAGCAGGAGGAGCAGGAGGAGCAGGAGGAGCAGGAGGAGCAGGAGGAACAGGAGGAACAGGAGGAGCAGCACCAACAGCAGCUGCAACGGGAGCAUGCGCAAGCCCAGGAGCGAGAGCAAGCCCAAGAACGCGAGCAAGCUCAGGAACAUGAACAAGCCCAAGAGCGAGAGCAAGCCGUGGUGCAGCAGCAGGACCAAGCCAUGCGCGACCGCGAUGAGAUUGCGCGACGCUCUGCCGACAUCGAGCGGCUGCAAGACCUGCUCGUCCGCCAACGCAGCGAAGAGCACCAGCGGCAUCGGGCACGCUUGGCCGCGGCCGAGGCGGCGGAAGACGAACGCGCCCGCAGAGCGCAAGACGAAGACGAGGCUGCCCGCCGCGAGCGAGAGCAGGAACGUCCGCGUGCCGCUGCCAACAACGACAAUAUCCGCUUCAGCAUCCCCGCGGCAGAACGAUCCACAUCGGUCCAGCUCUACGAGUCCUUCAUCGCUCUUCGUGCUGUUGUGCAGAGAGACGGACGACGGCAGUCCCAGUUGGCCGCUCAGGCAGCUCGAGCCCAUGCUGUCCAGCCAGCCCCUAUUGCACACCCAGCAUACCCAGCACACCCAGCGCAACCGUCGCGGCCUGCUCAUCCAUACCAGGCAUCCCAGCCGGGCUUGUACCCACAGCCACCGCCGCAACAGCACCCGCCUCACUUCGCCGCCGGACACACAUCGUCUCUGCAAGCGACUCUGCAGGCCGGCAUUCAACGACGAACGGCCGCUCAUGUGGCGCGCGAGCUGGCUGGCACUCAAGCCGGCACCAGAACCAGCCAUGGCACACUGGGUCCAGCGCCCCUUUGGACUCGCCCUUCACGCCCAGCGCCUCUGUUCAUCUCGCCCUUUGGCCCACCGCCGGCGCCUCGAGCACCUCCCCCAGGACCGCCAGGACCGCCAGGACCUCCGCUGCCUCCACGGCCUCAGCCACCUAUGCCCCCUCUCCCUCCCCUGCCUCCUCUGCCAGUGAACCGCCCCCUCCCGACGCUGCCUCUAGACUUCCCAUAUCCGCCGCGCCGGACUCGUUUCGUCCUCUCACCUCUGGCGGCGCCCUUUGUCCCGUCCUCGCAACGCCCAUCCGCUACAGAGGAUGCAGGUGCUUCUUCGAGCAGUGCCGAUCCGCCCGCACCCAAGCGAUACGAGCCCCUCGUCGUCAACGGCAGCAAGCCCUACAUCUAUGGCUACGUCCCCAGCGCGGACCGACACCCCAUGUACCACCACAACCGGUACUACACGCCCCCCACAGCGCAGUCGGCACCGCCACCUCCCCCGGCACAGCAGGAGCCUGCCGCCUCGUUUCCAGUCCAGCAGCAGCCCAUCGCUACCACCCAUGGUCAACAGCAUGGCUCGGCUGCUUCCACUCCCGAAGUGGUCGUCUCCAUCAGCCAUCGUCCUCAGGAGGCAUCGGCCGUGCAUGCACCCACCUCUGGUGCGUCUCCUGUCGCGGAUCACAACGCAUCGAUCGCAGAUCAGAGCGAGCCGCGGUCGUCUUCGUCGCCGCCCCCUCCAUCCGUGUCACUGUCCCGCCCCCCUCGUGCUUCGUCGUCGCUGGUCGUGCGGCGCCAACGCACGACGUCGUACCGUUCGUCCCCGCCGUACAACCGCGCAGAUCGGAUCCCCGCCAGCCGAAAUCGACCCCGGGUUCGUCGAGCGCUGCGCACCGUUCGAUCGCGCCGCCGGGCUGAGGCCAGUGCGUCCUCGGCUGGGCAGCAGCCGGGCGACAUCGACGACAUGGCCGAGAUGAGCGACGAGGAGGACGGCGCCGACCCGACCUGGCCUCCCACCGCCCUGUCGAACAAUGCCGACUCGCCGCCGACCUUUUCCUCGGGCCCCCCCUCGCCUGGCGGACUGACGUCCUCGUCCUUUUCGUCUUCCCGCUCGACAGACUCCACAGCGUCGCCCGUCGCCACGACCUUUACGUCGGCAGCGCCAUCCCUGCCGUCGUCUGGCGCGUCUGGCGCGUCCGGCCCGCCCUCUGUGUCGGCCGCCAGCUCGUCGUCGGCCUCCACCACUCGCUCGACCACGCGCUCGGCCCCUGGUGGCAGCACCAACCGGUCGCUUUCGCUCUUUUCCACGACGUCAGCGCCGGCGCCGCUGUCGUCGUCUGCCCCUGCACGCACAGCGUUCGCCCUCCCCGACGCCCGAUCGCUCCAAGGACGCCGCCUGGCCGACAUGGCCGCGCUGGCCAUGACGCCGAUUGUGCGCCAGGAACCGCGCCCGCAGCGGCCCGUCGUCGAGAAGCAGCAUCAGCAGCAGCAGCAGGCCAUCACGGACAACUGGUCUGGCGACAACCAUCCGACAAGCUCGUCAGCCGCGAUGGAUGCCGAGGCCGGUGGCGACGUGGCGGCUGUCCUGUCGCAGACGGCGGCACCGAUGGCGCUGGCACACCGUCCUGAUGCCAUCGCGGAUGCCAUCGCUGAAGCCGACGUCGAUACCAACGUCGAUACCAGCGUCAACGUCAGCGUCGAUCUCGACCUUGACACGCGUGCCGUGGAACCCGUGGUGUCGGAUGCCGACCUUGAUGAGGGCCAUGACGAGUUGGAAACGGCCAAUGCUGCAGCCACCGCCGCUGUCGAGCCGAUUGUCCAUGCACACGCGCGUCUUCCGUCGACCCAUGCCAGCGAUGCGAGUGCUGUCGGCGACCUGGCUAUCACGCCAUCGCUCCCUGUGUCUGUGCCUGUUCCUGUGCGUGUGCGUGUGCGUGAGCCUGUCCCUGCGCCGCAGCCUCGCCCUCUGCCCCCCAUUCCUGUGGAGGGGCCCCUCUCCCCGGCCCACAUCUUCCUCUUGCGCUGCCCGCCCUCCUUUUGGAUCGACUUCGUCCCCCUCUGGGCCUACGAGAUCAACAUUGCCCGCUACAACUUUGUCGCCUACAUGGAGCGCACGCGCCAGUCGCUCAAGAACCCGCCGCCGCCGCCGCCGCCCUUUGCGACCUCGCCACGGCGCCCGCGCCCGCUGCCCCCGCACUGGACGUGGCGGUGCAGCUGCCGCCGCCGGCACAUUGUGGUGUUGACUCCUGCGUCGUGGGGGGUGGCACCGGAUCCGCAGUGGUGUCGUCGGUGUGGGGAUGUGCAGCCGGCGCGGUGUGACGGCGAGGAGGGCGUGGACGACAGCGAGGACGGUAGCGGUAGUGGUGGUGGUGGUGGUGGUGGCGGUGGAGGUUGUGGUGGUGAAGGUGGACGUGGUGGUGGUCACGGCGGCCAUGGUCCUGGAGGCGGCUCUGGUGGUGGUGGCUGGCCACCGCCGCCAAUGCCGCCGCGGGCGGAUCAUCAGUACCGGUACUGA
Messenger RNA from Sporothrix brasiliensis 5110, 4608 nucleotides. RefSeq lists its product as uncharacterized. The coding region runs from base 1 to 4608 and encodes 1535 amino acids. Gene Ontology annotation, biological process: protein phosphorylation; intracellular signal transduction; regulation of MAPK cascade. NCBI's taxonomy places the organism in Eukaryota, Fungi, Ascomycota, Sordariomycetes, Ophiostomatales, Ophiostomataceae. The transcript has a single exon. The record is from RefSeq and is a predicted model, not a curated record.